Messenger RNA from Macrosteles quadrilineatus (aster leafhopper), 2457 nucleotides. RefSeq names its product ATPase family AAA domain-containing protein 3A homolog (gene bor). Gene Ontology annotation, molecular function: ATP hydrolysis activity; ATP binding; zinc ion binding. Lineage: Eukaryota; Metazoa; Arthropoda; Insecta; Hemiptera; Cicadellidae. The coding region runs from base 290 to 2137 and encodes 615 amino acids. The transcript is spliced from 13 exons. Gene Ontology annotation, biological process: mitochondrion organization. The record is from RefSeq and is a predicted model, not a curated record. Gene Ontology annotation, cellular component: mitochondrion.
AUGACCCACGAGAUUGAUUACAACCGGCAAUAUCAUUCAGAUGAUGUAAUAUAUUAUAUCUUCAAGGAUAAGUUAGUAUUUUAAAAAUCUGCUAUCAUUAUAAGAAGUGCGAUUAAAAUUUCUGAUUGGUUUGCCGCGAUUGUGUCAUUUUCUCAUUUUACUUCUCAGGUCAAACUUGAAAUUAAACAUAGUUUCAAAGUGAGGUUAGGUCUUCAAUGUUUUGGGAACCAACAACAAAAACUAAAUUUUGCUAGUUACUGUAGCAGUACAGGUAAAUUAAACAAAAACAAUGUCUUCGUGGCUUUUUGGGUCUAGAAGAAAUGACCCACCUUCAGGAGAGUUUCCACAAUUUCCUCCUGCUGGUGGAGGUGAUGGAGGAGGAGGAGAAUCUGAUGAAGAGCGCAAGAAGAGGAUGGAAGCUUAUAGGUUCGAUUCUGCUGCUUUAGAAAGAGCUGCAAAAGCCGCAAAGGAUUUAGAAACGUCAAGGUUUGCCAAGGAAGCAUUAGAUCUCUCUAAACAACAAGAGGUUACUCGCCAGCAGGAAUAUUUGGCAAAAGUCAAAGAAUAUGAAGCUCACAUCGAGCAGUCGAAGAGUGAACUCAAGCGGGUUGAAGCUGAGGAGAAGCGGAAAACUCUGGCAGAGGAGACAAGGCAACAUCAAGCUAGAGCUCAAUACCAGGACCAACUAGCUCGCAAGAGGUAUGAAGAUCAGCUCCUUCAACAACAAAGGGUGAAUGAUGAGAACUUGAGAAGACAAGAGGAGUCUGUUGCUAAACAGGAAGCAAUGCGAAAAGCUACCAUUGAGCACGAGAUGGAGAUGAGGGCGAAAUUAGAGAUGAAGAAACUGGAGGCAGAGAUGGCUGCAAAGGCGAAAGCUGACCGGGAAAACCAAGAUUUGACACUGGAGCAGAUCAGAGUUCGGGCUGCGGAACAAAGAGUCACGAUCCUCGAGUCAAUCAAGAGUGCUGGUACAGUGCUAGGGUCUGGGUUCUCCGCUCUACUGACAGACUGGGACAAAGUGCUGGCCUUGGCUGGUGGUGUGUCCCUGCUGGCACUAGGAGUCUACUCUGCCAAGGGUGCUACCUCGGUGACUGCCAGAUACAUCGAGGCUAGACUAGGUAAACCAUCUCUUGUGCGAGAUACAUCACGACUGUCACUACUGGAGAGUCUGCGACAGCCGGUGGAGACUUUCAAGAAGUUGAAGCCUGCGUCUGGAGACGCUCUGUCGGGCGUGGUGCUGGCUCCUUCACUGGAGGAAAGACUAAGGGACGUUGCGAUAGCUACUAGGAACACCAAGAGAAACAAGGGAAUGUAUCGGAACAUUCUGAUGCACGGACCACCGGGGACAGGAAAGACUAUGUUUGCUAAGAAAUUGGCAGCCAAUUCGGGUAUGGACUACGCCAUUUUGACAGGAGGAGAUGUAGCCCCGAUGGGAAGGGACGGAGUUACAGCUAUUCAUAAGGUGUUUGACUGGGCCAACACAUCACGUAAAGGUCUGCUGCUGUUCGUGGAUGAAGCAGAUGCAUUCCUCCGUAAACGCAGUUCAGAAACAAUCAGCGAAGACUUGCGUGCGACUCUCAACGCUUUCCUUUACCGAACUGGAGAGCAAAGUCAGAAGUUUAUGCUGGUACUUGCCAGUAACACUCCAGAGCAGUUUGACUGGGCCGUCAACGAUCGUCUGGACGAGAUGGUGGAGUUCAACCUGCCUGGACUGGAGGAGCGCGAGAGACUCAUGAGGUUGUACUUUGACAAGUUUGUACUCCAGCCUGCACUCGAGGGCAAAGGCCGACUCAAGGUGGAGCAGUUUGACUACUCAGCGUUCUGUUCAGAGAUGGCCAAGUUGACGGAGGGAAUGUCCGGACGAGAGAUCGCCAAGCUUGGAGUGUCAUGGCAGGCGGCCGCUUAUGCAUCGGAGGACGGCGUGCUUACGGAGAAGAUGGCUCGUGACAGAACUUACGACUCCGUCAAACAGCAUCAGCAGAAGGUGGAAUGGCAAAGUGAGCAGGAAAGAAGGGAGUCUAAAAGCAUCAGCAGUAGAGUCGAGGGUUUACCAUAUACACUACACCCUCCCCCCUCCCCCACCACUAAAUCUGCGUCUCCUGCCAGCGAGGCGGAACCAAGCGUCAAACCUUCGUAACGCUCAGGGUCAACUGAAAUAGUCAGUCAAGGAUAGUGAAGAUUCCAUGUUAAAAGAAGGCAUCGCAGCAAUUUUUUAAAUCACGACAUUUAGUUGAAGACUGAUUUAUUUCCGCUGGACUUGUUCAACAGAGCUAACUCUAGUUACCACGUGGUUACAAUGUUGGAUGUUCGGCAAUGUUGAGUUUGUUUGUGUACAGAUGUUGUUUACUGUUGAAUCUGUAUCAACUUAACUCUGAUCAUUUACAUUUUGUUAAAUUUAUAUUUAAAGUAUAAAAAUGUAUAGACUGCCAUGCAUCUAGAAUAAAUUUUUUGUUUAUA